AUGGGGUUUAACUUCCUACAUGCGAAGCUUAUGGGACUUUGGAAGCCAGCAGGAGAGUCGACAUGGUUCCCCUCGGUAGCGGUCUGGGUAAGACUCUAUGAGUUACCCAUCGAAUACUAUGAGGUGGAAGUCCUCCAACAAAUAGGUGGGAAUAGUGCUUCGUUGGAUAUGCACACUACAACGGAGGCUAGGGGCCGAUAUGCACGUAUUUGUGUACAGGUUGACAUUAGUAAACCUCUAAUCACCUCGGUCCGCAUCGGGCAACGUAACCAACCAGUCGUUUAUGAAGGAGUUAGCAAGUUAUGCUUCUCCUGCGGUUGGCUAGGCCACCGAAAAGAGACGUGCCAAUAUACCAUCAAGCCUCCGUCACCGCCACCGAAAGAAUCCAAGGUGCUAAACGACGCUAAAAUUACAAGUCAAACACCAACUAUGUCUGAGGCGCAAACAAAGGCUCAAACCAAGGAUCAUAAUUCCUUGGAUAGCGUGGACUCUGACGCCUCCUUUGGUCCUCAGAUGGUGGUUUCACGUAAAAGGAACGACAACAAAAGGGUUAAGCAAAAUAGCCCGAGCUCACUGCCUGGUAAUGGAAAGACUCACCAUCAAGAAAAGCAAAUAGAGCCGUUAAAGAAUUCUAGUGUUAAAAAGGUUUGGGCUGGGCCAAGCAAAGUUAAAGAAUCGAAUGGGAAAAGGAAAGCCGAACUCGAUUUGAUUAUAAGCCCAACCUUGAGUACUUCCCCUCUGGAUGAACAUUUAACCACCUUCUUAAGUGGGUUAGUAUCUACGAGUUCAGGACAGAAUCCUAUAGAGAGUAUGGGCCGAUCCAGCAAAGAUUUGAACAAACAUGAGCCCAAAACUAAUUCUGUCAAGGGUAAAAAGGAGUUUGCGCAUAAUAAGGCAUUACUACCAACUUAUAUCACUGCUGCAUCAGAUAAAGCAACUUUUAUCCUUGCCGCUUCAGACAAAACAAGCUUCUCCACUCCCACCGACUGGUCUACAAGCAUCUCUAAACUUCGAACUAAGCUGAAUGGAGAGUUCAAAUUCGGUGCAAAGCCAAACAACAAAAUGGGCAAUCAACGUGGACGGGUUGAUUGUGGAGAUUUCGAAGGUGAUUGUAGAGGAAAUCCGAGCUUACCCAACACGCCCAUGGGAUAG
Quercus robur (English oak) is the source of this 1152-nucleotide messenger RNA. RefSeq lists its product as uncharacterized. The coding region runs from base 1 to 1152 and encodes 383 amino acids. NCBI's taxonomy places the organism in Eukaryota, Viridiplantae, Streptophyta, Magnoliopsida, Fagales, Fagaceae. The record is from RefSeq and is a predicted model, not a curated record. The transcript has 2 exons.